This is a messenger RNA of Uloborus diversus, 1425 nucleotides long. Its product is annotated as SEC14-like protein 2. The record is from RefSeq and is a predicted model, not a curated record. Gene Ontology annotation, cellular component: cytoplasm. The coding region runs from base 128 to 1324 and encodes 398 amino acids. NCBI's taxonomy places the organism in Eukaryota, Metazoa, Arthropoda, Arachnida, Araneae, Uloboridae. The transcript has 13 exons.
UACUUGCGUUUAACAGCAAUGGAUAUUCCAGUUUGUGUUGAAUUGUAGAGAGUGCUAAUUAUCCGAAAGAAUGAAUAAUCUGGUUUUAGCAAAUAUAAAAUUCCAUUAUUUGUGAGAACUAAUAAUUAUGCCUGCGAAUCCGGAAUUUACAAAUGAGGAAAACGAAAGUGUUGAAGAACUGAGAAGACGACUGAAAGACGAUGUAAGAACUGAAAUGUAUGAUGACAAAAUGAUGUUUUAUAGGUUCCUAAAAGCCCGAGACUUCAAUAUUGAUAAUGCAGAGAUCAUGCUUAGAAACCACUUGAAUUGGCGAACGGAAAAUGGAAUUGACACAAUUCUCAAAGACCACAAACCAAGUGAGGUUUUUCAAAAAUUUCUUCCAAUCAGUUUCAUAGGAUACGACAAAGAAGGAUGUAUUGUAAGAUAUUUGUCUGUCGGAAAAGCAGACGUUAAAGGACUUUGUCUUUCAAUGAAAUACGCUGAUUUUGCACGAGAUUUUAAUCAUCUUAUGGAAACCGAUAUGGCCUUGCUAGAGAAACAAAGUAAAGCUCUUGGCAGAAGAGUGGACAAAUGUAUUUACAUACACGAUUAUGAAGGGAUAACAUUUGGUCAAGUUUCUAAUAGAAGAGCCAUACAGGAUCUGAUAAGGUACUUCAUUUCGUAUCAGAACAACUAUCCGGAGCGCUUGAAAGCCGUGUUUGCUAUUAAUGCAUCCAUGUACUUUCAGUUUGCGUUCUCAAUUAUAAAACCGUGCCUAGCUGGAACAGUUGUAGAAAAAGUUCAUGUCUUUGGAACUGAUGGGUGGAAGGAAGAACUUUUAAACCGCAUCGACGCAGAACAGCUACCUGCCUUUCUAGGAGGCAAAAGGACUGAUCCAGACGGCAACCCCAAUUGCAAAACAUUUAUUCACCAAGGUGGAAUUAUUCCAGAGAGCUACUACAUCCACAAGAGCAAACGAUCUUUGGCUAAUGCGCCUGGUACAAAGAAAGUUGUAUUAUCUAGAGCCGCUUUCCACGAAGAAAAUAUUCUAGUUCAAGAACCCGGGUCCCUUAUCGAAUGGGAGUUCGAAACUAAAAUUCGAGACAUAGGUUUCGGACUGUUUUUGCACGACUAUGUUUCUGGUGAAGAAAAAGUAAAAGAAAUCGUCCCUCUUCAGCGAAUUGACACGGAGGAGUAUGCAGAAGCUGGUAUGUACAAGUGUCAAGAAUCUGGAAAAUAUGUCAUGGUCUUCGACAACACCUACAGUUGGAUGAGAUCGAAAGAAAUAUUUUUCAAGAUCAACGUAAUACGUCCAAAUGAUGAAAAGAAGACUGAGAACGUUUGAAUGCACCACAAAUUUAUACUUUUAUUGAAAAGUAGCAUUAUAUUUUUGAGUGUCAUUCAUAUAUUUAAUCAGACUAUUUAAGUUUCAAUAAAAUUCGUGAG